GUAAGAAAUAUAUUUUCCAAUUAAUGUAAAGACAUUAUAGAUUGUUACAACCAUACAUAUAUAUCAUAGUACGUUUGAAAUAGAUAGAUAGUAAACUGAUGGUAAGAUAUAUACGUGCCACACGUAUUUUAUCAAACUAAUACUCUGACAUAAGUUUGAUUUUAUCUAUAUAAAAGAUUGUCUUCUAUCUCAUGACAAUUCAAAGAUUAAAAAUUUAUAAUUAAAACUCGUUCGUUCUUCCUACAUACGGCUAGACCGAUGUACAUAUGUAUGUAUGUAUAUUGAAUGAAAGAAUUCUAUUACACACUAGUAAUUAUCUUACAUUGUGUGAUAAUGAUAGUCGUACGAGAAAUCAACUUGACAUAAAUCAUCCGUCAUACUCAUAACUGAGUCAUCCUGAAUAUUUUAUAAGAAUAUUACUGAUAAGUAUAUACAAAGGGUUAACUUCCCUUCGAUUUCUGAACGAAUAUCAUUCAAUCUAUUUUAACGUUCCCUCAACGAUAUGGACAUCUUUGAGAAACGUUUCUAUAAACUUAAUUAUCGUCUUUUAUCCUUCCUUGGUUUGUGGCCCUACGAAAAAUCUCGUUUAAGUCGUGUUUGUCUAAUAAAUGUCGUAAUAUUAUCGAUCAAUAUGACACAGGUACUUAAAUUAUGUACCUCUGAUGGAAAUUUUGAUGUUAUGAAAGAAGUUAUACCUUUUUGGGCUACAUCGUUAAAUGUUGUCAUUAAGUAUUAUACUUUUGAUCUCAGUGUACUUGAUAUUAAAUUGCUUAUGGACAAUAUGAUAUUGGAUUGGAAUAUGUGGAAAUCCAAGGAAGAGAUUGACAUUAUGAAGAAGUUUGCCCAUUUGGGAAGAAUGUAUACUUUAGGAUACACAAUAUACAUAUACAUUUUCAUGUCAUUAUUUCUAUUGGUGACAUUCAUUCCACCCUUAAUGGAUGUUAUUAUGCCAUUAAACGAAAGUCGUCAUAUGGAAUUACCUGUCGUCGGUGAAUACUUCCUUGACGAAAAGAAACAUUUCUAUUUAAUUUAUUGUCACAUGGCUGUUACGAUAACAAUUAGUAUAACAGUAUUAAUUGCAACUGAUACACAACUGAUGGUCUUUUGUUGUCACGUUAGCGGUACAUUUGCGGUCGUAGGUUUUCGUUUGGAACACUUUUUGAAAAAUGACGUCACUCUCGACGAAUUGUCCGAUCUUCAAAGGAAAGAAUGUUAUAAACAUGUUUCGUUAUCAAUCAAAGGACACAAGAGAGCAUUAGAAUUCGUCAAACGCAUGGAAUCAUUAUUUUCAUAUUCUUUGCUGAUGCAAUGUGGCUUGAACAUCGUUUGUAUGAGCAUUUGUCUGUAUCAAAUAAUAAAGUUGUAUGACAACUCAGUAGAAACAAUUAAAUUUAUUGCAUUUUUCAUUGGCGAGUUAUUUCAUUUAUUUGUUGCCAGUUUAUCCGGGCAAACUAUAAUAGACUAUAGCAGUGAAGUUUAUUUCAAGGCUUAUAGUGGCUUCUGGUAUGAGUCGCCUAUGGAAGUACGUAAAUUACUGAUAUUAAUAAUGAGAAGAAGUCUUGAACCUUCUCGGCUGACUGCUGGUGACAUAUUUAUCUACUGUCUGGAUGGUUUUGCAACGAUCGUGCAAACUUCUACCUCAUACUUCAUGGUACUUUUAAUUAUUUCUACUUUAAUAGUGAACAAACAUAUACUUGAAUUAGUUAUUUACAAUGCUAAUAAAUUGUAUUUGGUAUAG
Molecule: messenger RNA, 1738 nt
Organism: Vespa mandarinia (Asian giant hornet)
Lineage: Eukaryota; Metazoa; Arthropoda; Insecta; Hymenoptera; Vespidae
Biological process (GO): detection of chemical stimulus involved in sensory perception of smell; sensory perception of smell
Cellular component (GO): plasma membrane
Molecular function (GO): olfactory receptor activity; odorant binding
Source: RefSeq, a predicted model, not a curated record